Molecule: messenger RNA, 1881 nt
Organism: Lasiosphaeria miniovina
Lineage: Eukaryota; Fungi; Ascomycota; Sordariomycetes; Sordariales; Lasiosphaeriaceae
Product: heterokaryon incompatibility protein-domain-containing protein
Exons: 7
Coding region: 1-1881 (626 amino acids)
Source: RefSeq, a predicted model, not a curated record
AUGGCAAGUCGACUGGGCCGACUCAACCUCCUGCUUCUCCUGGUGAACCCUGCACUGCUCUGGCACACGGCCCUAGCUGUAGCCGCCGGGUUCACAUGGUUCGAUGCUAUCCAAGCGUGGGCUGUCCGCCUCUUGCAGCUGGUCCUUGAGGGGCGUGUCAAUCAUACCUUGCAGUUUGUCGUCAGGGUAUUCUCUACGCUCGCACUGCUUCUCAUCGCGAAGCUGCCGGGCUUGGUGCGGGCGCUGCACCAAGGGCAGCAGCAGCAGCAGCAGCUAACGCCGCCGCCAGCGGCCGGCUUAGUCGCUAGAAUCCGGCUCUUGAGGCUUUCUCCCGUCAUCAGCAGCGGCUUCUCCGAGAUUCGGGGAUCCCUCGAAGAAGUGGAGUUGAGCGAAGACCCCUGCGUGCCGUCUGUGUGCGCCUACACCGCCGUGUCGUAUUGCUGGGGAGACCCGUCCCCGAAGAGGAGCAUCUUUGUGGACGGUCGGCAGCGGUUCUGGAUCGACCAGAUCUGCAUCAAGCAGGACGACAUCCAGGACAAGGAGGAGCAGAUACCGCUGAUGGCUACCAUAUACCGCAAGUCGUUGCGGCUCAUUAUCUGGCUCGGCGUCGCGGGUGAGGAUGGCUCGCUGGCCGUGAACACGGUCGACGGGAGCGCUUCGGUGCCGUCACCGGCCGCAAAACAGGCGCUGCUGGGCCUGCUGCGCAAUCCCUGGUUCACCCGGACAUGGGUCGUGCAGGAGGUGACCAUGGGCACCGGCAUGGGCUGGCUGACCGACCAGGGCACUAUUGCCUACGGGGGGCCCGUCUCUCUCGACGACCUCACGGGGGGCGACACGGCGCUCGCGGCGAUUUUCCGGAUGAUUCGCAUCGGCCGCUUCGAUGCCUCCGUGAGCAAGGACCGCAUCUACGCGGUGCUAGCGCUCUGUGGCCUGCCCUCCUGGGUGCCCAACUGGACCGUCACACCGGCGGCCGCCACGACACCCUGGGUCGAGCUCUCGGGAAUAGCCGAACUCAUCGACCCCCGCGUGGGCGGUAUUCACUGGGAACUUGCCCAAGUGUACAGCUACGGGAAGAUCGACUGGGUGCACGCCGACGACCGCCCGCGGUUCCGCGGCGCCAAUGCCUCGCUCAAGGCAAAAGAGGCUGCCUUCAUGGCCGUGCUCGAUCUGGCGGGACCGGCGAUACCUGCUACCGUCCAAGACAUCGAAAUCUUCGACGAAGACAAGUUGCUCGUUGUUCACGGACGCCGCAUCGACCGCCUGCGGGCUGUGAGCUGUGUUAUGGACACCACGGCCGCAACCGCCGCCGCCAUCCUCCGGCUCUGGUUGCAGCUGGCGCGGUCCAACAUGGACGUGUACCCUUAUAGAGAGGAGGAACAGAGUCGGUUACUGGCUCCCUUCCUCCGCACCCUGUGCACCGAUUUGUCGUGUGACUGGACUGACCUGGUGGAUAUCCAGUGUCUGCAGCGUCCCAUGCCCGACGAUAUGCUGGCAGCGGUCGGCUGGUACGUCUCCCAGACGGAGGACCAGACGGAAUACCAGACGGAGGACCGGACGGAGGAGAGCCCCCCAACGCACUACAAACAUAAAGCACCGCCGCCGCCGCCGCCGCCACCGCUUGAGAUGACGGAGCACGUCAAGCGUCUUGUAACAUCCACCUGCAUCGGCAGGAUGUUUGGGGUCACUGAGAAGGGAUACUAUGGCCUCUUCCCGCGCGGUAGCCGGGCCGCCGACCUAGUGUGCCUGUUCAAUGGGAGUCCGGUGCCGUUUUGCCUGCCAAGACCAACGGAGCGGACGGAGCGGGCGCUCUGUGGGGCUCUCGUGCUCUGUGAGCAGAGCACCCUGGGCCCGCAGAGCGUAGAAACAGAGGAAGAACUCUGA